AUGAAGCAGCAGAGGGAACGGAGCCAUUCCAGGUCGAAGAAGGACCUACCGAAAGAGGAAAAGGGAGACGAUGGCGCGAUCGAGCUGCUCCGUCGCCUUGGCAACCAAAACCAAACAUUGUUUAGAAGCAAAAUGAGUCUAACGGAGACAGAUGAAAACAUAGAACCACGCCUUUCACACCUCGGCGUGGCAAACCCAUAUGUACCUUCAGAAUCGGUCGAGAUGUCAUCGUCAGAUAGUCCUCAUAUCUCUGGAUCAACUCAAGUGAUGCCGGAUUGGUACGAAGACCUCACAGAUGAUCACACGUCCGCCUUCAAGGAACUGUUCGAUAUACUAGACUCUUCCAAUACGGGCCUGUUGAACGCUGAUAGUCUGUAUGAGGGCUUGAAACGGGUGGACAGUGAUAUCACCAAAGAAGAAGUUGAAAAUGUUUUGAAGAAGCUCGACAAAGAUGGCAAUGGCGAGAUCGAUUUUGACGAAUUCCUGUUUCAUAUGACGCAGGGUGGAGGUGAGAGUGAUGAGGAAAGUGACAAGAAGAGAGGAAGGAAUUUCUCAAAAAGGCAAAGAUUAUUUUACACCGCUAUAACCGAGUUCUCUUUGAAGACAACAUUGGGAGAAAUUGAGAGAUCCUACUUGGCUCGAAUGCGCCAGGCGCCCCAUGUUCUUAGUCAUUAUACUGCGGGAGUGCGCCUUAUCGGCUUAACAGAUCGUCAGCUCCAACGUCAGUUCAAAAAGAUGCAGAAAACUGCCAGGAACAACGACUCGCCUUAUGCUAAACCACUGCCCUUCGUGUCACAGAGUGGUGCGGUGAAACCAAAGAGUAUUAGAAAGCAGGUCGGAAGGAAAGAAAUAAGCCAAUACAAGCUAGCAGCGGAUCGGAGGCAUUCCCCACUACAACGAAAAAAGACCCGGAUGUCUGCCAAGGUUUUAGCAUUAGCCGAAACUGACGUCAAGCCACAAAUUGUGAUCGAUGCUAUCAAUUCUGAUCACAAGGUCACCAAAGAAGUGCAAGCAACCAUCAAUGAAUCCCUGAAGAUGUGGGAUAAAAGAAGCAGCAUUGUCUCCAGAUUGCCCGGAAGUCAUCUAAUAGCUAAUCUAAGGGCAAAAAUAAGAACAAAUCUCAUCCAACUGGACAGAACCACUGAGGAACCCGAACUAGAAGAGCAACCGAAACAAAGUAUUGCAAUCGAUGAAAAAGGUGACCGAAGUUCCAGUUCCAGUCGUAGGAUAUCGGGUAAUAGGGAAAAGGUGCCACUUCCGGUGUUAAAGAUAAAAUACCUAAAACACCGCCCAACUAUUGACGAUCUCCCGAAUAUACGGGAAAAGGCAACCCAAGCAAUCAACGACUACUAUCAGAACAUGAGGAAGGCAACUGUAAAGGAUGCAUAUACAAAUUGGGACAAAUUAUAUGCCGAUACUAUCCGUCCUAAGAAACUCCUGGAAAACUUUAGGACAGUUUAUCGUGCCUAUUCGCCACAUAAGGAAGAAGAUGCUUUUGUAGUUUGUCCCUGGAUGCCAGGUCCAUAUCGUCAUUUCCGAACCAUUUUGAGGAACCGGAACCAAGGUUCGCCCGAUUUCCGGAUGGAAAGAGUGUACAGGACUGGUAUUGGUCCCGAUCCGACAAACAAGCGUCCAUUUAGUGUACUUUAG
This is a messenger RNA of Ylistrum balloti, 1650 nucleotides long. RefSeq lists its product as uncharacterized. Gene Ontology annotation, molecular function: calcium ion binding. NCBI's taxonomy places the organism in Eukaryota, Metazoa, Mollusca, Bivalvia, Pectinida, Pectinidae. The coding region runs from base 1 to 1650 and encodes 549 amino acids. The transcript has 10 exons. The record is from RefSeq and is a predicted model, not a curated record.